Molecule: messenger RNA, 465 nt
Organism: Puccinia triticina
Lineage: Eukaryota; Fungi; Basidiomycota; Pucciniomycetes; Pucciniales; Pucciniaceae
Exons: 3
Coding region: 1-465 (154 amino acids)
Biological process (GO): tRNA 5'-leader removal
Cellular component (GO): ribonuclease P complex
Molecular function (GO): ribonuclease P RNA binding
Source: RefSeq, a predicted model, not a curated record
AUGAACCGAUACCUGCUCGUCCAGCUGAUCUACGGUCCUCGCGAGAGUUCGACAGGCGGCUGCCCGGCUGGGGGAAGUGGGAAGGUGGUCAACGAGAAGAGCUUGAUCGACUUGAUCCGACAAUCGAUCCAAAUCAACUUCGGAGACUUGGGCGCAGGCGAAGCUGGGGCCGAUCUGAACCUCAAGUAUUAUUCUCCAGUCACUUCCACCCUCAUCCUCAGAUGCAAGCGAGACCAAGUAAACAGGGUCAGAGCAAGCCUCCUCUUCAUCAACCAGAUCAACCCCCAAACUCCCGUCAUCUUCAACGUCAUCCAUCUCUCAGGGACGAUCCGCAAAACUCAAUCAUUUCUGAUCGAGUUCGAUCGUCAAUCGAUCUUGUCGUUCAAUAACGACAACCAGAAUCAGACUCAGACUGCCGAGCAAUCCAAGGCCCAUUUCGAUAAAAUCCUCGACCUCGAACCCUGA